AUGGAGGACCUUAUGUGCCUCGGUGUUGAAAUUGAUACCUCUCAACCAUCAUUUGAUUCUCAUAUUUCUCCAGGUACUAGGGUUGGCAAAGGAUACGGGCCGGGGUGGGGGGGCAUCCCCCAGUCCCGUCCCCAUCGGGGAAAUUCUCCUCUAUCCCCACCCUUGCCCUCGCCAUUUGAAGGUGGAGAUGGGGGUGGGGAUUCCCCAUCGGGGAAACAGAGUCCCCGCGGGUACCCAUUUCCUGUUUCCCCUUGUAUUGAAUCGGAUGCCGAUAAAACUGUUCAAAAUGUUGAAAGUAUCGAGGCCAAGGCUCUAAAUAUGUUGUCAAAUGUUAUUGCAUUUGAGGUGGUUAAUGAAUUUAAGGAUGUGGAAAAGGAAGAUGAUCUUAAGAAUUCUAAGUAUCGAAAUGAUAUUAGUCACUCGAGUAAAGAAAGUUCUGAGAACGAAACUGAAGAUCAGGUCUUUGAGCUUACAAGGGGUGUCAAAUGUGCUUGGCUCAAGAAUGGUCAAUUUCCUUGCUCCGAUCUCAGUAUGAAAAAAAUUCUGAAGCAGAAGCUGCAAUGGCGGAUUUCAGGUGGAGUAACUUCCAUGGACGACUUUCUGAAGCAAUUCUUCCCAAAAGUCUACAAACGCAAACAACUUCAUUUCAAAGAAACAGAUUACUGCAAAUACGACGAUCAAAUCCUCACUCGCUUCACUUCCUCUCUUUACUUCGCCGGUCUCCUCUCCACCUUCUUCUCUUCUCACAUCACCAGAAAACAUGGCCGUCGUGCAAGCAUUCUUGUCGGAUCCGUCUCCUUCCUCGGCGGCCUAAUCAACGCCGUCGCAAUCAACAUCGCUAUGCUCAUCAUCGGCCGAAUCCUCCUCGGAAUCGGUAUCGGAUUCGGCAACCAGGCCGUUCCAUUAUACCUUUCCGAAAUUGCUCCGGCCAAAAUCCGAGGCCGAGUGAACCAAUUAUUCCAAUUAACCACUUGCCUAGGGAUUCUGAUAGCCAAUUUCAUCAAUUACGGAACAGAGAAGAUUCAUCCAUGGGGAUGGCGAUUGUCGUUAGGGUUAGCGAUGUUUCCCGCGGCAAUAAUGUUCAUUGGCGGUUUGUUUCUUCCUGAAACGCCUAAUAGUCUCGUGGAACAGGGGAAAUUAGAGGAAGGGAGAAGAGUUCUUGAGAAGAUUCGAGGAACUGCGAAUAUCGAAGCGGAAUUUGCGGAUCUUGUUGAUGCGAGCAAUGCGGCUAGGGCUGUGAAGAAUCCGUUUAGGAAUUUACUGCGGAGGAAGAACCGGCCGCAAUUGAUCAUCGGAGCGGUUGGGAUUCCGGCGUUUCAGCAGCUUACGGGGAACAAUUCGAUUCUGUUUUACGCUCCUGUGAUUCUGCUGAGUUUAGGGUUUGGAUCGGCGGCGUCUCUGUAUUCAUCUGCGUUCACAAGCGGAGCUUUGGUUGUUGCGGCGCUGAUUUCAAUGUUUCUUGUGGAUAAGUUUUGGAGGAGGAAAUUCUUCCUUGAAGCUGGAUUUGAAAUGUUCGUCUGCAUGAUAGCGGGCGAUAACACUGAAAAUAAACUUGGGACAAGGAAAGGAGCUAUCGAAAGGCGUAAGCAUAUUGCUAGUGUGCGUGAUUUGGCUAUUCGUUUUAGCGUACGGAAGGUCAUGGGGCCCAUUAGGAUGGCUAGUUCCUAGUGAGCUAUUUCCAUUGGAAACAAGAUCCGCCGGCCAAAGCAUUGUGGUCUGUGUAAACCUUUUCUUCACAGCGCUCAUUGCUCAGUGCUU
Molecule: messenger RNA, 1758 nt
Organism: Benincasa hispida (wax gourd)
Lineage: Eukaryota; Viridiplantae; Streptophyta; Magnoliopsida; Cucurbitales; Cucurbitaceae
Source: RefSeq, a predicted model, not a curated record